Messenger RNA from Chrysemys picta bellii (western painted turtle), 3146 nucleotides. It is a transcript of the gene GLRA2, whose product is annotated as glycine receptor alpha 2. Gene Ontology annotation, biological process: chemical synaptic transmission; response to amino acid; chloride transmembrane transport. The record is from RefSeq and is a predicted model, not a curated record. NCBI's taxonomy places the organism in Eukaryota, Metazoa, Chordata, Testudines, Emydidae. Gene Ontology annotation, molecular function: transmembrane signaling receptor activity; transmitter-gated monoatomic ion channel activity involved in regulation of postsynaptic membrane potential; extracellularly glycine-gated chloride channel activity. Gene Ontology annotation, cellular component: plasma membrane; postsynaptic membrane; synapse.
CCCGUCUCAUUCCGGCACAGGAGCGUAGCUUUCUCUGCAGCCCACACCAAUCAUUCCACAGCAACAUUUACAACUCGCUGCCGGGAGUAGGGGGGGAAAAAAAGGAAAGAAACAGCCCCACGACGACUCAUAGAUACUGAUUUCCAAAGCAAAAGGGAAAUCAAACAAACCCACAACAGAUAGCUCUCCAGCGCGGCAGCGAUUUCCUUUUGCAUGAUGUUCUUAAGGUAGCAGGGCAAUUUUUAUUUUAUUUUUUCAUCAUUCCGUAAAAGCAGCCGGGGGAACCACCAGUUCUGAUGCUUUGUCUCUUUUGUAUUGGCUGCUGGGGAUGAGCCUGGGUUUGACCUGACCAUGAUUCCGAGGACUGGCACUUCUUAUUUUUUACCCCCAAUUUGUAGACAUCCAGAUCUCCUCUUUUUGAUUGUCAAGAAAAUCAAAUUAUUGCUGGAUUUGGGAAUCUAGACAGCACAAGGUACUUCCCCCUGCUUCUCUCUGGAAUCGUUUCUGGGAUAUUUUCCAUAAUCAUCACACAAAACAGGAGGAAUGAACGGGAAGCUAGUGAAAAUUUUGACAGCCUUGUUUGCAUUUUUCUUAGAGACAAACCACUUCAGGGCGGCUUUCUGUAAAGAACAUGAUUCCAGAUCUGGAAAAUCCCCCUCACAGACCCUGUCUCCUUCAGAUUUUUUGGACAAAUUGAUGGGAAGGACAUCAGGAUAUGAUGCAAGAAUCAGACCAAAUUUUAAAGUUUUGGAUCAGUCACAGAAACCACAAUGGUCCUCCUGUAAAUGUUACCUGCAACAUAUUUAUCAACAGCUUUGGUUCAAUAGCAGAAACUACAAUGGACUACAGAGUGAACAUCUUUUUGAGACAGCAGUGGAACGACUCACGCCUGGCUUACAGUGAAUACCCCGAUGACUCCUUGGAUUUGGAUCCAUCUAUGUUGGACUCUAUUUGGAAGCCUGAUUUAUUCUUUGCCAAUGAGAAAGGUGCAAACUUCCAUGAUGUUACAACAGACAACAAGUUGCUGAGGAUUUCUAAGACUGGGAAAGUGCUAUACAGUAUCAGGCUAACAUUAACCUUAUCGUGUCCAAUGGACUUGAAGAAUUUUCCGAUGGAUGUGCAGACUUGUACAAUGCAACUAGAAAGCUUUGGGUACACUAUGAAUGAUCUGAUAUUUGAGUGGCUAAGUGAUGGUCCAGUGCAAGUUGCCGAAGGCUUAACCCUGCCACAAUUUAUUUUGAAAGAAGACAAGGAACUUGGUUAUUGCACAAAACACUACAACACCGGAAAGUUUACAUGCAUUGAAGUCAAGUUUCAUUUGGAACGUCAGAUGGGAUACUAUUUAAUCCAGAUGUACAUUCCUAGCCUGCUGAUCGUCAUUUUGUCCUGGGUUUCUUUCUGGAUCAACAUGGAUGCUGCUCCAGCCAGAGUCGCUUUGGGCAUCACUACAGUCUUGACAAUGACUACACAGAGUUCAGGAUCCAGAGCUUCUCUUCCAAAAGUCUCCUAUGUAAAAGCUAUUGACAUCUGGAUGGCUGUGUGCCUUCUCUUUGUGUUUGCUGCAUUACUGGAAUAUGCAGCAGUCAACUUUGUUUCAAGGCAGCACAAGGAGUUUCUGAGGCUUAGAAGAAGACAAAAGAGACAAAACAAGGAAGAUGACGUUACCCGUGACAGUCGCUUCAAUUUCAGUGGUUACGGGAUGGGACACUGUCUCCAGGUCAAAGACGGCACCGCAGUCAAGGCCACUCCUCCAAACCCCCCUCUGGCGCCACCAAAGGAUUCAGAGUCCAUCAGAAAGAAGUUUGUUGACCGUGCAAAAAGGAUUGAUACAAUAUCCCGAGCUGCGUUCCCACUAGCCUUCCUCAUUUUCAAUAUCUUUUACUGGAUUACGUACAAAAUUAUACGGCAUGAGGAUAUUCACAAGAAAUAGGCAACUCUCUGGGGGUGCUGGGACCUUGUAGCCAAAGCGAUUUGCUUGUAAAUAAACAGUGAAAUGUCUUUCUGUCAUUUGGACUGAGGAUUUUUUUUCACCCAUGCUACUGAAGAGAAUAAGACAAAAAAAUGGAACGGAAGCAAAAGCAUAGGAAAAAAGUGAUUGACAGCAAAAACAAGAUGCCGUGGGACCAUGCAAUACGGAUCCCCUUACGUACACUCAGUAUUGUUCUUCCAGAUUCUGCAUUGAUCAGACGCUCUUAAACAGGGCCAAAUUUUACUCAACAAUGUCACUAAGAUAUUGAAAAAAAUAAAAACAACCGACCAACCUAAAACACCUACUAUGGGACUGUACUGGCUACAGUACAGUGAGUUAUAAGAGGACCAAACUUAUUCAGGAUAAUGCUGCCUUUCUAUUUGAAACAAGUCUACUGAGCUACAUUCCAUUAAAAUGUCUGUAGUUAGCAGUUCACCAAGAAGUCCUUUUGUGCGUUGUAACUUAUUUCUACUAACAGGGAAAAAUGAUUUAUACUUUAAUAUCCUUGUGGGUGUGCAUUUUAAUAUUAUCUUGCUUUAUUAGAAUUGUAAUUUUGGGGUCAAACUUGUGUAUUGUGCUAUUUAUUUGAUAGCUGACACUCAUAGAAACCAGUUAAACUGCCCAUUUUAUUUUUGUUCUAAGAGAGUGCACUUAUUUCAUUUCAUUUCUGCUGUUUUUACAUGCAACUUGAGGUGCCAAACUGUAUUUUACCUGUUGUGCUACCCUGUACCACACUAUUUAUUAAGAACUUGUUUCCUGGCUGGUGUAGCUCAGUUUAGCAUUGACUUUCUAUUUCUUUCUAUUACUGCUCUCAUUGUAGCUGCAAUUGAUAGCUCUGUAGGUAAACACAACUUGUUUACAGACCUCUAAUUUAUAUCUUUACUCGAAGUGGCGAUCAUUUUAAAUAUCAUUGACUAACCUAAGAAUUUUAAAACUGUACUGUGAUUUUCAUAACCUGUUACCUUUUGGUGCCAGAGCUACGUGGUUCAAAUCCUUGCUACAUGUUUUAAAGUAGAAAAAAAUAAAAAUUGAAAUAAAAAAAAGGUAUUUUUGCUUACACAGAAAAAGAAACUAAGAUAAAACAUAACAAGAUCAUUAAAAAUUUUACACUUGCUGUAAAAGCAUUUAUUAAAAAAGUUAUUUGUUCAAUUUCAAUAAAGCUAAGUGUGCUACUAAU